CUGAAAUGGAGUCGUGAGUUGAAGCAGGGGUCUGAAUUCAGGGGGUCGUACGCUGUUACCGGACCUGAAAACAGGAAUUCUAGAGAGAUACUGUACGUGACUCAUUUGUGAGGAUCUAUAAAGGAAAUGACUGAAAGGCCUUACAGAUAGUUUGUGCUUUUGUUGCUGCGGCCCACGUUUGCAGAGAGACCCCUAUCUGGAAGCACAUUUGUUUCCGUUGUGAGUAUUAACUACCUCAAGCACUGGAAACCGAUCAAGAGGGAGCGCGGCGAUCUCUCCCGGCAGCUGCGUCUGUUUCACCGGUCCCCCGCUCGGCCCUCGCAAACCUUCUGACCGACUGGAUCCGUCAGAGCGGCGCAGGCCCGCGACGUGCCAAGUCGACAUCACCACGUAGCUCGCGCCAAUCCCGUCACUGUUUUCCUCUUCUGAAAAUUCGUAUUGUUUUUUGCUGAGAGAUUUUUAAGAUUUUUCUAUUUUUAUUAGAGGCCUACGGAAAGAGAAGGGUUUCCGCUUCCAUUUGAAGGAUUAUGCACUUUGGAUUUUCGUCCAGGAUUGAAGCUAGAUCGGCACCCGAGAACCAGUUCUAAGGGAAAAUAACUUGUCGUUUUUGCGCAAACACAUUGAUGUGAGCUGCGUCCGGAGUUGCAGCUGGGCUGCAAGAUUUUCUCGAACCUUCCUUGGCGCCGCUCUCCAUCUCUCCAGAGCGGGAUACUGUCAUGACUUCCCCUCUGAUGGGAUCUUUAAGCUAUCUAUUUACUUGAUUCCAGGAGACCCGAAUCAGGCAUUCAGAACUCAUUGGAAGGUGAAGGACCGACACUCCCUGGGCUCAUUGAAUACUUAUGUAUUGUUGCAGUGCACAAGAAAGUAAAAUGGACUACAAGCUGCGCUUUUUGCUUGGCGGGUCCAAGCACAAAGUGCAGCAGCACCAGCAGUUCCAGUUGCCCGAGCUCAGCCGGACCCUCAGCGCCCCGUUGGGCUCUUCUUGCUCCACCCCUUCUCCCAUGGCGACCAUAGGCUCCUCCCCGUCCGGCUGCCACGCCCCGCCCCCGGGCGCCACCACGGCGAUCGCGGACAUCCAGCAGGGCAUCUCCAAAUACCUGGACGCGCUGAACGCGUUCUGCCGCGCCAGCGCGUUCCUGACCGAGCUCUUUGGCAGCGUUUUCCGGGACUCCCGUUACUCCAAAGCAGCUAUGCAACUGAAGGACGUGCAGGAACAUGUCAUGGAAACGACCAGCCGGCUCACCACAGCAAUAAAGCCAGAGAUCGGCAAAAUGCUGAUGGAGCUCAGCGCAGGCGCGGCUAACUUCAAAGACCAGAACGACUUCAGCCUGCAGGACGUGGAGGUGCUGGGCCGCUGCUUCCUGACGGUGAUGCAGGUGCAUUUCCAGUUCCUGUCGCAGGCGUUGCAGAAAGUCCAGCCGGUGGCUCAGUCCUGCCUGGCCGAGGCGCUGGCACAGGUUCAGGAGAGACAUGGAAAUGCCCACACGCAGAACACGAGCCCCGGGCCCCUGACCGAGCUGGAGGAGGCCGUCCGCUCAUGGAAAGGAGCAUCAGAGGUGACGGCGUGUCUCAGGGAGAGAGGGAGAGACGGCUGUCUGUCUGGUAUUCAGGUGCAGCAGCUCUUCUGUUCUCAGAACACCUCCAUACCUGAACACCAGCUCAAAGAGCUCAACGCCAAGAUCGACAACGCUCUACAGGCGUAUAAAGUGGCGUUAGACUCUUUGGGUCACAGUGAGUACGCGCUGAAGGCCGGAUUUCACCUUAAUCCCAAAUCAGUGGAAGCAGCUUUGCAGGGCUGCUGCAGUGACGCUGAGGCCCAGCAGGCCGGUCGCUUUCACACCACGUCUCAGCCCAUCCAGUGUGAAUUACCCACAAUCCCUGUCCAGAUUGGCUCUCAUCUGCUCCGAGGAGUUUCCUUCAAUGAAAGUGCAUCAGAUAACCUCAAGCUUAAAACGCAUGCCGUGCUGCAGCUGAUCAAGGAUGCGGUGGAUCAGAACGGUGUGGCCGUGCGGGACGAUUCCCCCGUCACAGAGGUGCUAAACCAGGUGUGUCCCUCCAGCUGGAGAGGAGCCUGUAAGACGGCCGUUCAGCUGCUGUUUGGACAGGCUGGACUGGUUGUGGUCGACACAGCUCAGAUUGAGAAUAAGGAAGCUUACGCCCCUCAGAUCUCUCUUGAAGGAUCUAGAGUUGUGAUCCAGGUUCCCUCUACAUGGUGUCUGAAGGAGGAUCCAGCGACAAUGUCUCUUCUGCAGCGCAGUCUGGAUCCAGAGAAGACCCUCGGCCUGGUGGAUGUGCUCUACACGGCUGUGUUCGACCUCCAGCGCUGGAAAGAGCGCAAGGAACAGACUUUGCCCACCAUUCAGAUCCAGCUACAGCGAGACACGACUGAUUACGGCGGCCCCGUCGAUCUUCCUCCCGGGAACAGUACCAAAUCCUCCGGCGGCCUCCCUAAAACGAUCUCCAAACUCACCUCACGCUUCACCAAGAAAACCUCGUCCAACUCGAGCGCGGGCGGCAGUUACUCCAUCCCCAGCACCCCGUCAAGGAGCAGCGGCAGCUCGGACGACAAAUCCGGACGCCUGCACAGCAUCCUGCAGAUGAGCAGCAUGCCGUGCACGCCCGACCCAAGCCACGCGCAGAUCGCCAACGGUGCGUCCGCAGACGAGCAGGGCAUGAACCUGCCCACCGACCAGGAGAUGCAAGAUGUCAUCGACUUCCUAUCGGGGUUCAACAUGGGGAAAUCCCAGCAGGCAUCUCCGCUGGUGAAGAGGAGGAACUCUGUGGCGUCUACGAAUGCGGCCGACUUGAAACCACCCAGUGGAGCGGCUCCAACGUCCUCGCAGUCUCAAGUCGCUCAAGUGUUGGCGCAAACCUUGCAACAACCUACACAGCAGCAGCAACAACAGCAGCAGCAGCAACAACAGCAACUUCCUUCAACGCCAAAACAGCAGCAAACGCAGCCGCAGUCGCAGCCGACCUCGCAGGCCCUGCCGUUCUACCAGCAUCUCUUGCAGCCGAUCGGUCAGCCGCAGCAGCAGCCGCAGCAAACGGCGCCGGUUUCCCCUCAGCUCUCUUCCCAGCAGCCCCCGCAGGCGAGAGCUCCCAGUAAGUGGCCGCAGGGUCCUUUAGGAGGGCUCUCGCCCAUCGGGCCCUUGACGCAGUGGCCCGCCCCGGGUCUGCCGGACCUAAGCUCUGACCUCUACAGUCUGGGGCUGGUCAGCACAUACAUGGACAGCAUGAUGUCUGAGAUGCUCGGCCACAAGCCCCCACAGGGACCACGCAACAACACCUGGCCCAACAGAGACCAAAGUGACCAGAGUCUGUUCGGGGUGUUGGGAGACUCUAUGCCCUUUGACCCUGCAGUGGGCUCAGAUCCAGAGUUUGCGCGUUAUGUUGCCGGGGUCAAUCAGGCCAUGCAGCAGAAACGACAGGCGCAGCAUGUUCGUCGGCCCAGCAACACCCGCAGUAACUGGCCACACCCAGACGAGCAGCACCGGGGCUGGACACACCCUGAGUACUACAACGAGGGGGAAGCGGUCAACAGUGGCUGGUCAGCCAAUCAGGGGGAUUCGGCCAGUUCGAGUGACGAGACGUCCUCAGCCAAUGGGGACAGUCUGUUCUCCAUGUUCUCUGGACCUGACCUGGUGGCGGCUGUUAAACAAAGACGGAAACACAGCUGUGGUGAACAGGAAGUGUGCACUCUGCCCUCUCCUCCACUUCACCACGCCAGUGACGACAGUAACCAGGACAGCAAAACUAAAACCUGGCCUCCUAAAGCUCCCUGGCAGCACUCCUCGCACACCAACACCAUGCCCAAUCCCAGCUCUUCCCUCUACCAGAUGACCAUCCCCUCUAGCCAGUGGGGCGACUCCAUGCAAAUGCUGCAGUCUCCGGUGUGGUCGACAGCCAACGACUGCCCUCCAUCCUCCGGGAUCUCCUCCGGCUUCCCGUUCACGCAACAACAACAGCAGCAGCAGCAACAGCAGCAGGUUUCCCAGCACAAGAUCCUGAGCAAAGGCUUCAAAACCUUCCCGCUCAAACCUGAGCAUCGACCCUCGUACCUGCACCAGUACUGAGCUGGACCCGUGCUGGGAGAGGUCGCCGACCCUUUUCGUGUAUUUUGAGUUUGAGUAACGCUCAGGAUGUGAACCCAGAUCAGCAUUUAAAGGCUUUGAGCGGGACGCCACUGAGAGACUUCAUAAAGGGGUUUCGGUCGUGUCGGGGCAGCGGAAGGAUGUCGUUUUAUUAUCCGAACACGGCGACGUAGAAACCUAGCUGGGAGUGUUGAUCUUGUGGUGUGCCGUGAACCUGGUCUAGACUCCAACCUUGUAAACUAGAAGUGUUUUUAUAGGGCAAUUUGCAUUUAACAUAGUGGUUCAUAACAUUUUUGUACACAGAUGUGUGUCAAACAUCCCCGAACAGAACUUAACUGCCUUCCACGCUGUCCAAAUGAUGCAUGAUUCAUGUUAACAGCAGCUAGUCGGACCAUUUCACUGGCGGCCGCAUCGGCACGACUGAAGCCUUCAGUCUCGCGGCGGCGUUCGGCUUCGAGUUUACACGACUUUUUUUCGAUAUGCAUGGCCACCGUGCUCACUCACAGCGCACUAUCGCAGCCGCAUUACGAAGAUCCGGACGUCCCGGUCCGCUAACCGGACGUCCCACAUUAACGAUACUGUGUUUUAAAUAGCUGUAACUGCCAAAUGUCACGUGGGACGACCCGGACUGCAGCUCUCAGCUACUGUUCCAUAGCUUGUAAAUGACUCGAAAAAAAGAAACGAAAAGAACUAUAAAUAAUUUACUUUUUAUGAAGAGGCUUUGAGCAGGCUCGGCAGAAAUAUAAUAAUCAUAGCAGAGGUGUAAUUUGAAAGAAAUACACUACUUUUUCAACAUCUGAGAGAUAAAAAAGAUUAAAAAUACAAAUAAAAAAAAAAGGAUGUUAGCAGUAACUUUGUGCCAUGUUGUUUUGAAUAGCACUUGCAGAUAUUUUCUCUAACCAAAGUAUUGUUUAGAGGGGGGGAAAUGGUGCUUGAAAUACAAAAGAAAUGCCGUUUGGGAGCCGUAGUAGUAGUUCUAUAUAGAAAGAAAAGAAAAAAACCCUUUUAUUAAAACACAAACCCUUCUGUACGGUCAAACGUGUUCAUUUUCCCAUUGGCUUUCUUCAGAACAACACUAACACUUCCCAUAAAAAAAAAAAUAACAUGUAUUCCUUUCAAAUACGAUAUAUUUCUUGUACAAAUAUUGACAGUAUUAAUCUUAUUUUUGUAUUUUCUUACACAUUAUACCAUUAUUCUAUAAGUUAGCAUAAUAUAGGCUUAUUAUUAAGUAAAACAUUAUUUUCCCAAGAUGUGAAGCACAUUUUUUCUUUCCUACAGAGUUUAACUGUACCUUCUUUCUACAGAGGUUACCAAAUACGCCAUUAUAAACACUAAUAAAUGGUUAUGGUCGGAUUGGGGUGGUUUUUUUUUUUUGUUUUUGUUUUUUUUGGUUAUUUUGAGCCCAGAUUCCUGUUGGUUUCUGUGGUCUCGGGCUGCAUCCGAAAAGCCCAGAAUGUUCAUUUCGUGACGUUUGCCGAUGCCAAUGUUGCCUGUAUUUAUGAUAUGACCAUGUUUUCUGAAAACUAACAUACUUACCAUGUUUACAGAGAAUCGUUUGCUGUAUAUAAAUAUAUCUUUUUAUAGUUCUGUGCUUUGCACAAUCAAAAUGUAGGUUCGUUGCUUCGUCCGUGUUUUUCCUCCCAAACUGUUUCGGCAUUUUUUUUUUU
Molecule: messenger RNA, 5761 nt
Organism: Labeo rohita (rohu)
Lineage: Eukaryota; Metazoa; Chordata; Actinopteri; Cypriniformes; Cyprinidae
Product: granule associated Rac and RHOG effector protein 1-like
Exons: 14
Coding region: 840-4076 (1078 amino acids)
Biological process (GO): Rac protein signal transduction
Molecular function (GO): CCR4-NOT complex binding
Source: RefSeq, a predicted model, not a curated record